Lathyrus oleraceus (garden pea) is the source of this 4051-nucleotide messenger RNA. RefSeq lists its product as uncharacterized. Gene Ontology annotation, molecular function: histone binding. Gene Ontology annotation, biological process: DNA damage checkpoint signaling; positive regulation of transcription by RNA polymerase II. NCBI's taxonomy places the organism in Eukaryota, Viridiplantae, Streptophyta, Magnoliopsida, Fabales, Fabaceae. Gene Ontology annotation, cellular component: nucleus. Bases 123 to 3899 code for a protein of 1258 amino acids. The transcript has 12 exons. The record is from RefSeq and is a predicted model, not a curated record.
UAACCCUAAAUAGGCGCGUGGCGUGCAAUAUCAUUUGGCGCCAAUCUGAGUCUGUUCCCGUUGGAUACUGAUGCUUCCGAGCAAAGCCCCUUAACUCCUAAACGAUUCUCCGAUUCGAUUUCAUGGCCACUCAAACUCAAACUCUCCGUCCUCCGAACUUCUCCGAGGAUGUAGCUUGGGUACCAAGUUGGUUUCAGAAUCUUAGAACAGAUGGGUUUAGUGAAUAUGCAAAGGAGUCUCAAGCUCUUUCUAUCCAAACAGAGAAGGAUUUGGCACCUUCUCCAGAAAAUGGUAUUGAUGUCAAAGGCCUUAAUGUAUUAUCAAGGGAAGAAGGUGGAUACAGGAGUUGCCAUUUAUUCUUAUCUGGAGGCGAUGCCUCAUCUCUUAGUGUUGCUCCAUCUCCUGGAAAUGUAUUCCAGUUUAAUCUGCAUCUUUCUUCAGAUGUGGAUUCACUCUUUUGCCCAACCCAAGAUUUGAAUCAAUCUCAUCACGCGGCUGCACCAAGUAAAGCUUUGUCGUUGCAACUUGCUCAAACUUCCUUAGAUUUUAGAGAAAAUGUACAUUCCAUGAUGGGCAGCCGUGCCUGUGAACCUGAUGCAUUGUCUUCUUUCAUUCCUGAACCAAUGAAAAAAGAUUCUUUAAAAUCUCUUGUUGAUACAAUUGGUUCUGUUAGACAACAGAAAGAAAAAUCCAAGGUCGAAUAUUUCAAAAGUGAUGAUAUCAGUGAUGCAGUUGAACUUUCUAUUGCAGCAUCUGAGGCAUUGGUCAUACAUGAUUUAGUAAAGAUGGAGUCAGUAUCAGAAACAUUGAGUACAGAAACUGUACUUGAAAUUGCACUUCGAGUGAAGCAGGCACGUCUUGAGGGGUUAGAAGAUGGCUUCCUUUCGUCAAGCGUAGAAUCUGACUGUAGUGAUUCCCUCUCUGAUUUAAAUGAUUUCCUUAUGGAAGAUGCCUAUGAAGAUAUAGGCUUAUCUAUUGGCGUUUCCUUUGAAGAAAAUCUUUCCAAUUCAGCUACAUCUCAUGGGAAAGGUGUGUCUGGUGAUGAAAAUUAUAAUGAAGGCAAUGGUAAACACGAAGAUAUAGUGCUUACAUCUAAGCUUGCUAAGUUUGAUUAUAAAUCUGAGCAAAAGAAGUUCCAAGUCAACAUGGAGAUGGAAGUGCAGCAAAAUACAGACUCACCUCCACAUUCUUUUUGUGCUGAGACGGUGAUGGAUUCUGAUGAUCCUGAUUUGGGUGCUGAGACGGUGAUGGAUUCUGAUGAUCCUGAUUUGGGUGCUGAGACGGUGAAGGAUUCUGAUGAUCCUGAUUUGGGUGCUGAGACGGUGAUGGAUUCUGAUGAUCCUGAUUUGGGUGCUGAGACGGUGAUGGAUUCUGAUGAUCCUGAUUUGGGUGCUAAUACUCCAAAGCAUUUUGUGAAAGAUCUUCCUACAUCUCAUGAAUACAAAGAUGAUAAGACCAAUGAUUUAUCCCUUAACAAGACAGAUGGUUUGGCUAUGGCUGAUCUUACUUCUAUCAACCCACAAAAUAGUCUGAACUCAUCACCUUUUCAGACUUCUGAAAAUUUCAAAGAUAAGAAAAAUGAGAACUGGGCAGCUUACCUAGCUCCAGAAAGAUUUAGAAGCCGCUGGUUAGGGGGAUGGGCAUGUAAGGAAUUAGAUUCCUCUUCAUUGAACCAGAACAAUGCAAAAUUGAACCAGAACAAUGCAAAAUGUAUUCCGAAGUUUCUAGUCAGGCAGACAAGCUUUCUUACAGAAUCUGCAGAUAUUGUUCCAAAUGAGCGCUCACGUGUGGUGAAACAUGAUCCCAACCGUGUCAGAGAGACAAGCUUUCUUACAGAUUCUGCAGAUAUUGUUCCAGAUGAGCGCUUACCUGUGCUGAAACAUGAUCCCAAGCGUCCCAGAGAGACAAGCUUUCUUACAGAAUCUGCAGAUAUUGUUCCAAAUGAGCGCUCACGUGUGGUGAAACAUGAUCCCAACCGUGUCAGAGAGACAAGCUUUCUUACAGAUUCUGCAGAUAUUGUUCCAGAUGAGCGCUUACCUGUGCUGAAACAUGAUCCCAAGCGUCCCAGAGAGACAAGCUUUCUUACAGAAUUUGCAGAUAUUGUUCCAGAUGAGAGCUCAUGUGUGCUGAAACAUGAUCCCAAGUGCGCCAUUAGUUCUCAACUAAGUAUGCCUUGUGAAGUUUCACACAACAAACCUGAUGAGGAUGUAUUGCAUUCUCAAGAUACGGUCAGAUGUUCUAAUCUAUCAUUGAUUGAUCCUCUCUGUUCAGUUGUUCCAUGUAGCAUUGCUUCAGAACAUGACUAUUACAAAGCUCUUAUGGACAAAGAAAAUGACACCAAGUAUUUUUCCCCGUUGGUCUCUGACUUUGAGGCGGACAAUUGUCAAAGGAAUACUACAUUGGACCGUAGAGAUGAGAAAAUCAUGUCUAUAAUAGAUGGGAAAGAUAUUCCAAUUAUUACAACAGAGGUGGUACAACAGAUGUCUGAGAAGUUAACCAGGGUCGAGCAUACUUGUCUUAAGACUUAUAGCAUGAUUACACCAAACCAAGAUGUUAAGCAAAAUUUUCAUUUGACACCACUUUCAACUAAUCAAAGUGAUGGUGCUGCUGCAUCUUUGGGCACAAGGGUUUCAGAGUCUCCCUCUGCAUCCAAGCAUGUAGAUGAAAACAAAAAUGAAGUGAAUAAUCAACAUUUGAUUGAUCAAAAGUCAAUUAUACAAAUAACCGAUGACAAGAGUGACGAGUUAAAUGCUUCAGAACUGACACAAAAGAGGAGGUCACCUAUUAAUCUAAACCAUAGAUCACGCCACCGCUUGCUGGGCCCUAAAGCUGCUGUAAAUGGUGUCAGUAUAGAGCAAAAUAUAAACCAAUAUGUAGUACCGGAGACUGUUGUUCAGCAUCAACCGAACAAUAAUCCUAGUAAGGUACAGAUUGAGUGCAGUAAAUCUGUUGAUGGAGAUGUUAGAGUCAGAAAGCAAGUACGUUUCUCAGAUAAAGUGGAAGAGCUUCAUCAGAAAAGAAAACUGUCAAAGUUGGAAUCUUCUCAUAAAUGUUCAUCUAUUAGAGCAAAAAGACAACGGGUUUCAAAGUCAUUAACUACUUCUGCACAUCGUAUGCGACAUCCUGUGAUAAAUUAUUGCAGAGGUGCAGUGAAUGAAUUCAUAUUUCGAGGUAUAGAGUUCCUCCUGACUGGAUUACCUAGUCAGAAGGAAAGGGAACUGGAAGCACUUAUAAGAAGUUCUGGUGGGGUGGUUCUUUAUGAUAUUCCCUCUCCACCAAAUUCAAAGGGCAAAAAAAGUUCAACCUUAUCUUGCUUGCAGCUUCCUAUUAUUCUAUGUAAAAAAAAGCUGCAAACCACCAAAUUCUUGUAUGGCUGUGCUGUUGGUGCCUCAAUACUAAAAGUUCACUGGCUUACUGACUGUCUUGCAUCUGGAACAAUUUUGCUACCUGAAAAAUACAUGAUUCUUCCAACUCGAGAUGACAUGAAGUGGACCAGAAUUGGGAAGGCAGUUCAUCACAUAAACCGAAAGCAUAUUUUUGAAAAAGUAGGCAUUAUGCUUCACGGGAAGCAUAGUUUCUGCACCAAAUUUGCAUGUAUCAUCAAACAUGGAGGUGGACGGGCAUUCAAAACUCUUCAAUGGUUAGUUCGGAGCACAGAUGAGGAAAGUACUUUGAUGGGAGCCAUUGUAGUUGAAGAAAAGGCUACAAUAUCACGUCACCUGAAGUCCUGUGCUUUGGAGCGGAAUAUUCCUAUUAUGACUUCUAGUUGGAUCAUAAAAAGCUUAUAUUCAGGAAACUUAAUUCCUUUGAGUUUGACCAAAGAAAACAGUAUGCAUUCACUGCAAUCUGUUCAAGUCCCUGAAGUUCGGAAUAAUAUUGAUAUGAGUGAAGAAAUAUAAUUUUUUCUAAGUCAUCAAUGAUUACUAUAUAUUGCAAAAUGUUUAUAAUAUUCUAACAUCGUGUUUUUGGCCUGCUUUGAAUCUUUUGGGUUACAAACAUUAUAAAUAUAUGUUUUUAUCAUUCUUUCUACAACAACAACCUUCAAAAUAUA